Molecule: messenger RNA, 2343 nt
Organism: Nelumbo nucifera (sacred lotus)
Lineage: Eukaryota; Viridiplantae; Streptophyta; Magnoliopsida; Proteales; Nelumbonaceae
Source: RefSeq, a predicted model, not a curated record
AGCUUUCCUAUUCGUUCUCAGAGGAUGUAAAUGAAAAAUCUACUCGUUUGCCGGCCCAUCAGAAAUUUCAAAUCUCUGGAAGUGAAAAUUCACCUAACCCACUAGCAAACCAAGCAGAAGAAAAAGGAACAAGGCAUAUAGAGGAGGAGGAAGGGGGAGUGAAGACGAAGAAGAAGAACUAGAAGACUAAGCCGAGAGCGAGAGCAUGAGCAUUUCGCCUUGGACUUCAGGCUGAUGUAACAAAUAGGAUGGCUAGCAAUGGCAAGAAGCAAGAAUCUAGGAGGCAAGCAUCUAGAGAUCUAGCUGUGUUACCAGAUCAGCCACCUGAUGAAAGUACCAUUCCUAAUGCUCAUGGGAAGAAAUCAUUCACAUUUCCAUUAGAAGGCACAUCUCUGGAGCUAGCUGUGUCACCAGAUCAGCCACCUGACACAAGUCCUACCAGCAAUGUUCAUGAGAAGAAAGCAUCAUCCUUAUCCCCAUCUGAAGGAACAUCUAUGGAGUUAGUUGUGGGCAUUGUAGCACCAGACCAGCCACCCGAAACAAGCCCAACCUGCAAUUCUUUUGGGAAGAAAGCAUCCUUAUCCCCAUCUGAUUCUACAUCAUCUCAAUUGCCUCCACGUCCUUUGAAUUCUUGGGUAUUGUUUAGUCGGGACUUUAUAAAGUCUUACAAGGCCGAUCACCCUGAGAUCCAUGGCCUUAGAAGUGCCACCAUGGCAGCUGCAGAGGCAUGGAAAGCGAUGUCUCUAGAGGAGAAAUCAUCAUACAAUAACCAGGCUAAGGAUGCUUGGGAACAAUACAAAAGCAAAACCCCCCGACCUCCCUCACCCCCUAAGUCAAAGAGAGAGAUACUGCAAACAAGAUGUUCCCCUGGUCGUUUCUUGAGUGUUCUUAAGAAGCUCACUGUUGAGCAAAAGGUGGCAGUUGAGAAUGUGGGCUUUGGCAGCCUGCUUGGCAUUAGAUGUGAGACAUUACGUCGUGGACUUUGUCAGUGGCUUCUUGAGAGGUUUGAUCCUGCCCGUUGUUGUCUCCACAUUGAUGGUAAGCGCAUCUACAUAACAGUGCGUGAUGUAGAACUUGUCAUGGGAUUACCAUCAUCUGGGCAUAAAGUUGUCACUUCUGGGCCUGAUGGUGCAAUUGCAGAGAUGCGUCGUUACUAUUCAGCAGCUCCUGAUGAUGGAGGGAACAGUUCAAUUAGUACUGGGAUUUCCCUUGGCCUAUUGGAGAAACAGUUGGAAACUCAGGAAGCAGGAGAUGAGUUUAAGAGGUCGUUUGCCCUCUUUGCAUUAGGCACAAUCUUAUGCCCUACUGCGAAGGGAGAAGCCAGCCCCAAGUUCCUUCAUUCAUUGAGAAAGACAGAUGACAUACCUAAAUACAAUUGGGCACAAUUUGUCCUUGAUCGGCUACUCCGAGAGACUUCUCGAUUUCAUCAAGGGAAGCAGCGGGCAGUGGGUGGCUGUCUCUUGUUUCUUAAGUUCUUCUUCUAUGAGCACACCACCAUUGGUGGUCCAAGCACAUUUGUCCCCAACUUAAAUGUUCCCCGCUUGUUGGCAUGGGGUGAGAUGGAGAUUUCAGAGAGAGAGAGAAAGUAUCGAGAGAUUGGUGGAUAUGAUUUUGCAGAGGUUGUGGUGGAGAUGGACAUGGGAAUUCAGGGCCCAGGCCAGACCAGUCAAGAGGACAUCAUACCCACAGGCACUGCUGAUGUUGGAGUUAGGAGACAUCCUACACCUGAGUAUGGGGCAAUUGAUGAUGUAUUGGAAAGGCUGAAAAACAUUGAGGCUCAAAUACAAUCACUGAAAGGCCUUGAAUCUCAGAUACAGGAGCUCAAGGAUUUAAUAUGCAAGAAAUUCAAUGAGCAACGGCCAAAGAAAAAGCGUCCAAGGAAGGAAAAAUAAAGAGUAUUAUCUGGUAUUACCUCAGGCGUCUGGAUUUCCUGUCAUGUCUUUUUCCUAGAAGGCAGCAGUAUUGGGACCUUUGACAGAGAGAAAGAUCUUGAGAUAUCUCAUUAUCUUUGGACAAAGACACAAGAUCCAUCUUGAAGUUCAAACAAAAUGUUGUAUGAAAAUUUGGUAAAUCAAUUUCUUCCACUUUAUCUCUCGACAAUGCUAUCUUUGAUGGUGCAAGUACCUUGCAAUGGUGGUGAUAACACUACUCAUGGGGCUAAUAGUUAGGCGAACGACCACCAGCCUUAUAGAAAAAUCUCAUGGCAUACGUGUAUAUUGUCAUUGCUUGUUUCCUAGAAAACUAUGAUGUCUUGAGCAACCGUCAUGCCUCAGGCUUUGUAAAUCAGGAAAUGCUGUUGAUUUAAUGAAAACAAUUAGCCCCAUGGUUAAUUAUCUGACACAA